This is a messenger RNA of Plasmodium relictum, 5613 nucleotides long. RefSeq names its product conserved Plasmodium protein, unknown function. The transcript has a single exon. Lineage: Eukaryota; Apicomplexa; Aconoidasida; Haemosporida; Plasmodiidae. The record is from RefSeq and is a predicted model, not a curated record. Bases 1 to 5613 code for a protein of 1870 amino acids.
AUGUAUGCCGACAAAUUAUGUAUAGCUUGUUAUGGAGAUAAAAAAAUAUUUGGUAAAUUAAAAAGUUUUUUUAAAGAAGAUUUUUAUGAAUUAUCGGAUGUAAAAUUAAAUGAAAGAAUAGAUACAUUAAAUAUUAAUUUGAAAUACACAUUUUAUAAUGGUCCAAUAUUAGAAUAUUUUAAAAAUGAAGAAAAUUUAUUAUCCGAAAGAGCACUUAUUUAUAUUUAUUUUUUAUAUUUAAAUGAUUUAGAAGUGUAUAAAAAUGAAAAAAAAAAUUUAUUAAAGAGGUGGACUGAAGUAUUGAAUGAUGAAAAUGAAGAAUUUUUAAUUGUUUGCACUUAUAACUUAGUAGAUAAUAUAAAUGAAAUAAAAAAUAUAAAAAAAAUAAUUGAAAAAAUAAAAGCGGAUUUUAGUUAUAAUAGUUACAAAAGCAAUAAAAUUUUAAGUGUUCCCAUAUUUGAAAGUGAAAAUUAUGAUUCUAAUAAAAAAGUAAAAGAAUUGUAUGAUCAAUUUAAGCUACGAUAUUCCGAUCAAUUAAAAAUAUGUAUAGAAAAAAAGUACAAUAUAAUUAAAAAUGGAUAUAAUAAAUGCUUAACUAAUUUUUUUAGUUAUGUAGAUUUAAAAAAAAAAACAUUUUUAGAAAAGAAAAAAAAAAAAUUUCAUAUUUCGGAUACUUACGUAAAUAGUGAAGAUACUGAAAUUAAUGAAUUUAUAGAAUUUUAUAAAAAACAUAAUGUAUUCCUAUUUUGUGAUGAAUAUUUAGAUAUCAAAUUUUUUUUGGAUAAAAACAACUUAUCCUAUUAUAUAAAUUCACUUGAGUUUAUUACUGAUUAUGAUGAAAAAUUAUAUCUAGACAUAUAUAAUAAUUAUUUAUCACUAUUUAUAUGGAAUGAAAAUUUAUGCUUAUUGUACUUAAAAUUAAAAAUGUUUAAAAAAAGCUAUAUUUUAUAUAAUACCAUUGCAAAAUUAUUUAUAAAAAAUUUGAAUGUAUAUAUAAAAAAAAAAAAAUGUAUUAUACAUUCUUCUAUUUUAUUUGAAAAAAAUUAUUUAACAAUAGGAAAAUAUAUAAGAGAAAAAAAAAUUUGUUCUAUACAUUUAUUAGAAUAUAUAUUUUUUAAAAAAUUUACUAUCUUACUGUUUUUAAAUAAAUUUUCUUAUAUCUCAAGCAAAGCUUUAAAAUUUUCUCAGUUCUUUUAUACUAACAAAAUUUUUAUAUUUAUGCAUAACUUUGAUCGUUUUGAAGAUAAUUUAGACAAAAAUUCCACAGAUAUUAAUUGCUUAAAAAAUUUAAAAAAAAAAUUAAUAAAAUAUAAAAACAAAGGAAUAAAAAAAAAAAAUGAAAGAAAUCUUAAAAAUGGUGCAUCAUAUCAUACUAUCGAUAAGCAAAAAUACAAUUUAAGAAGUGGUGAGGUUGAAAACGAUAUAGAAUAUAAAAAAUUAAAUAAAUAUAAAAAGAUGGUUAUAAAUGAGUUGAAUACAAUUUUUAAUAAGAAGAAUACAAAUAUUGACAGAACAAUUCUGAUAGAAUCAAAAGAAAAAAAAAAAAAUACAGUAAAGGAGACUAUUAAGGAAAAAAAAGAUAGUAAUACUGAUAUUAAUCAAAUUAUAAAUAAUGAUGUGGAUACAUUUAAAAAUAAAAAUGAUAAAAUAAGAUUUAUACUAAAUUGUUGUUUCAUAAAUAAAGAAAGUUAUUUCUCAAUUUAUUUUUAUAAUUUGGCUAAUUUAAUAAAAUUUUUAUAUGAACAUAGAAGUUAUUUUUAUCAUGAAGAUAACAAAAAAAAUAAAUGUGAUAAAAAUAUAAAAAAAAAUACGAAUAUUAGUAGAUAUUUAUCGUUACAAAAAAAUAUUAUAAAAUUAGGAUAUAAAAAAAAUUUUACAAAAAAAAAAAAAUCCAAAAAAAAUCUGAAAAUAAAAACAAAGAAAAGUAAUUCAAUAAAUGACUCUUCAUCACAAAUUUCCUCUUCCUUAUCUGAAUUGUCUGAUUCUAAAAAUAGCAGUAAUCAUUUCCUGAAUAAUGAUUUUUAUAUAAAUGUUUCCAAUAUUUUUAAAUUAUCUUUUGUUAUUUUAAAAAAUAUAUUAAAUAUUUAUAACACAUAUUUAUCAAAUGAUGAAAUAUAUAUUAAAAAAAUUUUUUUUUUUAAUUUCUAUUCAAGUUACUUAGAGGAAAAAAGGUUCGAAAAAAAAAUAGAAAAAGCAGAUUUAGAAGAUCUUAAAAAUACAAAGAAAAAUGUUUAUUACAACUUCCCAAUUUACCACAUAAAAAAUUUUUCAAAAGAUAACGAAAAAAAAAAAAAUUCUUUGCUGAUGAACAUUAUGAAUAAAAUCAUUAAUUUGUGUCAUAGAAAAUAUAACAACGUUUCUAUAAUAAACAAAUUUUUUAUGGCUAUUUUAUUAUUUGAAAAUAAAAUUUAUAAGAAGUCUUUUAAAUUAUUAAAAAAAAUUAUUCAAAAAUCUAAUUUUGAUAUUCUUACUUUUUUGUGUAUGCAGCUCAUAUUAUUUCAUUGUGUAAAUAAUAAGUUUUACCAUUUUUGUUGCUCCUUUUUUUUAUCAAAUAGGUAUAUUAGAAUAUUACCGCUUAAAGAUGUGAAUAUUAAUUUUGCUCAUUUUCAGAAUUAUCAGUACUAUUUGUUUUCUAUAAACAACGAACAAUCAAUUCUAAAACUAGAAGAAGAAAAAAAAUAUGAAAAUUAUUUUUUUAAUUUGUUGGAAAAGAACUCAGUAACCUUUGAAUUGGUAAAAAAACAAGUAACUAAUAUCAUUGAACAAAAUAAAAUUAAAUCACACAUUAUAAAUAGAAAAGAAAUACACCAAAAAGAAAAUAAAGAAGUAAUAAGCAAAGAGAAAAAUAAUACUAAAAGUUUUAAUUCAGAAAUAAGUGAAAAAAUCAAUAUUCUUCCUAAAAUAAAUAUCAAUAAGUUAAUUAAAUUCGAAACAAAAAAAUUUUGUAAAGAUAAUUUCGUUUUUGAAAUAAAUCAUAAUUUUUUAAAGAGUUUAAAAAAAUUUAACUUUUCUGUUUCAAAAAAUGAAAAACAUAAUGAUAUUUAUAUACCAAAAUCACAUAUUAAAAUAUGUGUCCAAUCCAAUUACAACUUUUACAUUUUCGUAUCAAGCAUGAUUUUUGGUUGCGUUAAUAAAAAUGAAAAAAAUUCUCAUUAUUUGAAUGAAAAUCAAUGUAAAAAGGAAAGAAGUAAUUAUACUGAAUUUACAAAUAAAAGUAGUGAUUUGAAUAUUCAGCAUAUAGAAACACUUCUAAAUUUAAAAGUACGGGAAUAUAUUUAUAAAAAGAAAAAAAUAAUAAAAGGAUCGAGAAUUAAAAACUUAUUUGUUGAAUAUAAUGAAUACUUGGAUUUAUUUAUUUUUUCUUCAUUUACUCAAGACUCAUUUAUUGAUGAAAUAAUUAUUCAAUUGUGCAGUGAAAAGGAUAAUAAAAUUUUAUAUUUAACUUUUUGUAAAGACAAAUAUAUCAUUAAAAAUGGCCUAAACAUAAUAAAAUUAAACAUAACUAAUAUUCUUGAGUCAAAUAAAAUAAUGUGGAAAAAUUUUAAUUUUAAAAUUGAUUAUGUGUUUCUUAUAAUAAAUGAUUUUGCUUUUUAUCAGAAGAUAGGUAUCUUGCCUAAUGGAAAUUUACUAACUCCAUUUUUAAAUACUUAUAGCAAUUUUAUAAUUAAUAACAAUGUAUUGAUUGAUACAAAAAAAUAUACGAACUUCUUUUUAAAUCAACUUAUUUCUCCUCUUUAUAUUAAGAUAAAAACAUUGGAUUCAAUUUUAGACUGCAAAAUAAUUACAUCAUAUUUAAAUAGCACAUCUUUAAUAUACAAUAAUACAAAUUAUAUCAAAUUAAUUAUAAAAAAUAAUGAUAAAAAUAUUAAUUAUGAAAAUGCAAAUAUUGAUGAUGAAAGUGAAUUAAUUACAACAAAAAUAUAUAAUAAAAGAGAGAAUAAUGAUUUAAAAAAUAUAAAAAUUGUUGUAAAUAAUAAAAACGAUAUCUCUGAUGAAUCAUGUGAAAAUUUAAAUUUAGGAAAUUCAAUUAUUUUUUAUAUUGAAAAAAAUGAAGAUACUCAGAUUCAUAAUAUUAAGGUUUUAGAUGGAUUUUAUUUUAAUAGUGAAGAUAGAAAUUUUUUACAUACAAAAGACGAUAAUGAAAUUGAUAAAAAAAAUUGCUUAGAGAAAAAAGAUGAAAAUAAAAAUAAGAUAAAAUUAUAUGAAAAUUUAAAUGAAACAUAUGCAGUGAUAUCUUUUAUACCAAAAAAGGUUAAUAAUAAUAUAAAUGAUGAAAAUUAUAAAAAUUAUAAUAAUAAUAUAAACAGUGAAGAGGGUAAUAUCAAUGAUAAUAUGAAUAAUUAUAAUAUCAUAAAUAAUGAUAAUUAUACAAAUAGUACUGAUAAGUUGAAAAUGAGAUGCGUAUUAAAUAUAAAUUCACUUGAGAAAAAAAGAAAAGAAAGAAAAAGUGAUAUGUAUAAAUUGUCUUGUGUUAAUUAUAUAGGGAAAAUAAAAUUUAUUGAUUUUAUUAAUACAGAAGAUAUUUCCUCAAGAUCAUGCUUAAAUAGUCAAGUAAUUAUAGAAAAAACAUUUGAACUUGUAAAUAUUUUUAAGGAAAAAAUAAAUACAUACAGAUCAAAAAAUACCAUGUUGUAUGAAUUAAUAAUGAAAUUACAUAAUGAUAAUUAUUCCAUAUAUUUAAAAAACUUUAGUAUAUCAAUUUUAAAAAAAUCCAUUACACAAAUAAAAAAUGUGAAAAUUUUUUUUUUAAAUAAUGAAAGCAUUAGAGAAAAAAAAAUGGGAUGUGUCAUGAAUAAAAAUGAUGCUUUUGAUUUAAAUGACUCUAGUGAAAAUGAUGAAUAUAAAACAAGCGAAAUUUAUAUAAAUGAUUCAAAUGAAAAAUACAUGAAAAAAUCUGGUGAACUUUGUUUAAAUAAACAAAAUUCAACUUCUAGUAAUAACAAUUUAAGUUUUGAAGAAAAUUAUUUUUAUGAUGAAAUUAAUAUAAAUACUCAUAUAAAGGGAGGAAUGUCUAUUUUUUUACUUUUUGAAGUUCUAUAUCAUAACAUUGUCAAUGAGAAGAAUAAUCCGAAUAAAUGUUUGAAUUAUGAAAAUAUUAUUGGAGAUAUAAGCAUAAAAUAUGAAUACAAAAAUCAUUUUAUUUUGAAAACCUUAAAAGAUAAGAAAAAAGAAUGUAUUUAUAAAUUUAAUGUUUUAAUACCUCAAUUUUUACUACCUAUUAAUAUUCAUUAUGAUAUACCCAAAUGUGGUAUGCUUCAUUCCCCUUUAAAUAUCAAAAUAGUAAUAUCAAAUAAUAUCAAUGAAACUAUUUGUAUGAAGUAUUAUGUAUGCAUAGAUAAUGCUGAAAAAACGAAUAAUGAAAAUGAGUAUAGUUGGCUAAUAAAUGGAUUUAGGAAAAAAGUACUUUUUAUUUCAAAAAAUUCUUCAUAUACCAUCAAUUUAAAAAUAAUCCCUUUAAAGAUUGGUUUAAUUAAUUUCCCGCCUAUCUAUUAUUUUAUAAAAUUAAAUAAUAAGUGGAUUGAAAUAACGAAAAUUUUAAAAAAAAGUGAAAAUUUUCAAUUAAUUAUUUCCCCAUCUCUUCAUUUUGUUCCUAAAAUAUGGGAACUAAUAUAA